CCACUGCAUUAGCCAUCACACACACACACACAGUAGGACCUACCUACCCGCUGUCACCCAGUCAUAAUACAGGAGGUUAGCUGAGCAGCACUGAACCAUGGGAAAACAGAAGAUAUUAAUGGACAAGCUGGCACAGACUUUCCAGAUCCGUAACUUGCUGCUGCGCCAGGCCAUGGCAGAGUGUCUGGGUACCCUCAUCCUGGUGAUGUUUGGUUGUGGUGCAGUGGCUCAACUGGUGCUUAGUGGAGGAUCUCAUGGCAUGUUCCUAACUGUCAACUUUGCUUUCGGCUUCGCUGCCACCCUAGGGAUCCUGGUCUGUGGCCAGGUAUCAGGAGGCCAUCUCAAUCCGGCAGUAACCUUUGCCCUCUGCCUGCUUGGGAGAGAUCGCUGGAGAAAGUUCCCAGUCUACUUCGUCUUCCAGACACUGGGAGCUUUCCUGGGUUCCGGGAUCAUCUUUGGUCUGUACUAUGAUGCUCUGUUGAACUAUGCUGGAGAACUCAUUGUUACCGGGCCCAACGCCACCGCUGGCAUCUUCGCCACCUACCCUGGCAAACAUCUCACAUUGGUCAACGGCUUCUUCGACCAGACGAUUGGCACUGCAGCAUUGAUCGUCUGUAUCCUGGCCAUCGUGGACCCCCAUAACAAUCCCAUUCCCCAGGGCCUGGAGGCCUUCACGGUGGGCUUUGUAGUGCUGGUCAUCGGCCUGUCCAUGGGCUUCAACUCUGGCUACGCUGUCAACCCUGCCAGGGACCUGGGGCCACGCCUCUUUACCGCUCUGGCAGGCUGGGGCACCGAGGUCUUCACUGCCAACCAGUGCUGGUUCCUGGUGCCCAUCUUCGCCCCAUUCCUGGGCGCCAUCAUUGGUGUGGUGGUCUAUCAGCUGAUGGUUGGCUUUCAUCAGGAGGGAGAGGUUCGUGACAGGAAGAGCCAGGAAGAGAGCGUUAAACUGACCAACAUCAACUCAAAGGACGCCCUAAAGGAAGAGAUGUUAUGAGCCUCAAAACCUCCAGCGUCCUCCAUUCUCCACCACUACCACUACCACUACCAGCAUCCUAUACCCCUAAACUCAGCCUCAGUGGGGUACAGUAUGGUCUCCUCGAGGGCCGGUGGGUCCCUUUUCACUCUUAACUCUGACAGCUGUGUGUCUGUUAGUCUGUAAGGAGACAACUACAGUACGCACACACAUUAUGGACCUCAAUCUUUCUCUAUAAUGUUGCAACAGUAUAUCUAUCUCCAGGCGUCCUUUGUCUUACAUUGUAGCUGCAUAGUGUCCUUAAGUAAGAGGGGAGGAAGUAAACACUCAAACACAGAAUUAUAUUAAUUCAAAAUGUUUGGAAAUAAUCCAAGUUUAUAGCCUAGUGUCUUUAUCUCUUCUGUUUGGACCGUAUUUGAUGUUUUAUACUAACAUAGCGUUUGAAUGAUUCCGUUGUAUUUAUAUGCUGUGGACAGAUAGUACAUGUGUCCCGAUCAAAUGAAAUAUGUACGUUUUAGUGAGUCCAUGAAUUUUAAUGUCAACCAGAGGCCUCAUGUCAUAAGAUGUUUAUACUUUAUUUUUUAUUCAUGACUAAACUUAAUUUUUAAGCCCA
Molecule: messenger RNA, 1586 nt
Organism: Oncorhynchus gorbuscha (pink salmon)
Lineage: Eukaryota; Metazoa; Chordata; Actinopteri; Salmoniformes; Salmonidae
Product: aquaporin-3-like
Exons: 6
Coding region: 98-994 (298 amino acids)
Biological process (GO): water transport; glycerol transmembrane transport
Cellular component (GO): basolateral plasma membrane; plasma membrane
Molecular function (GO): urea transmembrane transporter activity; glycerol channel activity; water channel activity
Source: RefSeq, a predicted model, not a curated record